UUGUUAUAAUUUUGUUUUUCUUUCGACGAGAUUCUGUUCGAUCUCUCGUCGAGAAGGGCAAAUCCGUGCACGAUUUCCGUGGUCAGAUGCGUCCUCCGAAUCUUUUAUAUUUAUGCAAUACUUCUGGGAUUUUGUUGUGCAAUUUGUGGUUCAGAUUUUUUUUUUUCUUUCAGUAUUUGAUGUUGGGCACUUCGAAAUUUUAAGAAACUGUUGUGUUCCUUGAGCUAUUUUUUUUUUCGAAUUAUAUGUGGAUAUUUGAUGUCAGUGAUUGGUGCAAUUGAGUCGGAUCUGAUGAAAGAUUCGGAAUUUAAAGAGGAAAUCUCUGUUAUUUUCCGAAAUUUUCAGCUUUGUUGAUGGAAAGGAGAACGCGGAUUGCCAAGGAUCGAAUCCAUUCUUUCUUUCCUUUGAUUUUUUUUGGUAAAUCCAUUAUUUCUUUCCUCCAAAAUCGAUGUUUUUCUUGAGAUUGAUUUGGUGAUUCCGUCGUUAUGGAAGCAUACAAAGUAUUUAGGAUAAAUUCAUAGUAGGUGAUUAAAAAAAUUCGUUUUUUUGAGUAUUUUUUAUAGUAAUUUUAGUUCUCCUGCACGUGGAUCUCCAUGGCUCUUCUCAAAACCCUAGGUUCUCCUCAUUUUCCCCCAGAAAUAGUUUAAAACCUCUCCCGUGCCUCGAAUUACGGCCGAUCCCCAGGUAUAACCGUCGUUGCUGGCUUCUUACCUUGUUUCCGUUUGCUGUUUUACCAUACGUAAACCACACCUUCCUCCCUGCCUAACAUUCCCCCCACUCCAUUAAAUUCCCUUCCUUUCCAGUGCUGAGGGGUUUGGAAGGAACCCACCCGACCAUGGCACUCUCGUGACAAGGACAGAAGACAAGCAACCAAAACAUCAUUUUUUAUGCAAUAAAGAAAUGGGUAGAAUACACCAUGUCAUCCAUUGGUUAACGCACCCUCUGCGGUUAUCCCGCACCUCCUGCCGAGAGUCCUCGUAUGGUCUGGCUCAGAAGUCAGACCCCGCUGCCUUUCUCGUUAUCCAACGGCCUCCGGGUGCCCGUCAUCCACGUUGCCUGCUGGAAAACCUGGCCCGGUCUGCCUGAUUUGGCCUUCUUGCAAUGAAAUCAGAGUGCCCACUUCCCGUUGAUAGCUGCAAAGCCCAAUUUCCCCCUAUUCAGAUCUCCCUCUCAUUAUCUUUUAUGGAUUUGAGGAUCUGGUGCCGUCGCUGCAGACAGGUUGGUUUAUGAAGAGUCCAUCAAUGUGGUUUGGUUUGGAGGGAAUUGUCGAUGGAUGUUUGUAAAACCGAGCAUCCAAGGGCUGCGACGCAGCAGAAGACAGCCCAGACGGAAGAUACUCCAAGGCCACCGUUGGCCCCUUCUGAGAAGAACAAUGCCGCACCGGCCACCCGCAAGCUGCGGACAAGGGAAAUUGCUUCGAGGUACAAGUCUGGGAUCUCCCCAACUCCUCUUUCAACUCCUACCACUCCAAGGCGGGGCCCAUCCCCCAAUCCAGGAACUUCACUGCCGAAGAGAUCCCAAUCAGCAGACAGGAGACGACCCUCUACACCGUCGACAAGGUCCUCUGUGCCGUCAUCCCCAUUGUCUAGGCCUUCCACACCCUCUUCCCCAUCUUCAAGGUCUACCACACCAGUGCGUGAUGUGGUGACUGAGAUGCAUAACACUUCACGGCGGUUGCUCAGCAGCCGGGCUCCUGAUGGCUUGUGGCCUUCGAUGCGGAGCCUGUCUUCUUCUUUUCAGUCAGAAUCUGUUUCAGUUCCUUUCAGUAAGAGAGACAAGGCAGUUACAAGUUUCUCUUCAGAUCGCACAUUGAAGUCCUCAGCCAAUGUGGCAGCAGAGAGGAAGAGGACUCCUUUGAGAGGGAGGAAUACCUCCGAGCAAUCAGAGAAUUCUAAGCCUUUGGAGAAUUCGCAUGCAAGGGUGAUAGAUCAGCACCGUUGGCCUGCUAUGAUUGGUGGGAAAGUGUCUGCAAAUGCCUUGUCAAGAAGUGUAGAUUUCACUGAUGGAGUCAAAAAAUCUUGCUCUUCAUCAAUUUCCUCUCGAGGAAUUUCACCAAGGAGAACACGCACAUCUGAUAGUGCCGGUAGUGGCCUCCAACAUUCAUUAAGUGAGGUGGCAAGGCGACUGGCUAUUGAUGGAAGUGGAAGAGUACAACGCGAUAUGAGCUUAAGUGUAAAUAACCCUUCACAUCGUUCAGGAAGAUCUUUGUCAACAACACACCCUAGGAGGACUCAGUCGUCACCAAUUCAAGCUUUACAUCGCCCUUCAUCACCGAAUAAGGCUUUAUCAGCAGCAUCCUUAACUACGGGAAUGCUGAGUCCAUCCCGGUCAAGACCAUCAUCUCCAGGAAUAAGACCAUCAUCUCCAGGAAUGCUAAGUCUAUCCCGGUCAAGACCAUCAUCCCCUGUGUCAUCAUCUAGCAGCACAACUAGUCGAGCAGGUGUGACAUCCUCCAUAUUUAACUAUACUGUUGAUAUGCGAAAAGGAAAGAAGAAUGCAAGCCACAUAGAAGAUGCCCAUCAGCUGCGGUUGCUGUACAAUAGGGUCCUGCAGUGGCGCUUUGUCAAUGCCCGAGCAGAUGAGACUCUAUCCAUUCAGAAAAUGAGGGCAGAGAAUAUCCUAUACAAUGUGUGGAAUACGACUUCAAAAUUGUGUGAUUUUGUUAUCAUGAAGAGGAUUGAUGUGCAGCACCUGAGGCAAGAAAUGAAGUUGGCCAUUAUUUUGACAGAACAAAUGGCAUACCUUGAAAACUGGGCGGCAUUGGAAAGAGAAUAUUGUAGUUCUUUAUCAGGGGCAACUGAAGCUUUGAAGGCAAGCACGCUAUGCCUUCCAGUUACAGGAGGCACACGGGCAGACAUGCUUUCUAUGAAGAAUGCUGUUAGUUCAGCAGUUGAUGUCAUGCAAACCAUGGGAUCGUCUAUCUGUUAUUUGCUUUCAAAGGUAGAGGGUACAAAAGCUCUGGUUUCUGAAUUAUCAGGUGUUGCAACCAAAGAAAGAGCGAUGCUUGAUGCAUGUAGAGAAUUAUUAGCUUCAGCUGCAGCCAUGCAGGUGCAAGAGGCCAGCCUUAGAACACAUCUCAUACAGUUGAGACAGGAUGCAUGUAAGCUGGAGUAGCAAGUCAGUUAAGCAACCUCCGAUGAUGAUCAGAGCCCAGUGCUCUCUGUGGCUAACAACUUACUAUUGGUACAGAUAACAUCAUCUGUUAGGCUUAGUGAGUGUAAAUUUGUUUUCUGUGGUUGGGCACAUUCAUAUCGUUUCUUUCCUUUUUCUUUCUCUUUUUUCCUUGUCUUUUUUUCUCCUUAUUCUCUUCUUCUUGCAACAGGCUGAGCUAUAUUCUUUCCCCAUGUAAUUUUUUUAAUCACUCAAAUGGAAAGAAAAAAAUGCAGUGAAAUGAAAGCUAAAGGGUAAAGGAGUCAUGCAGAA
This is a messenger RNA of Phoenix dactylifera (date palm), 3423 nucleotides long. Its product is annotated as AUGMIN subunit 8-like. Gene Ontology annotation, biological process: spindle assembly. Gene Ontology annotation, cellular component: cytoplasm; nuclear microtubule. NCBI's taxonomy places the organism in Eukaryota, Viridiplantae, Streptophyta, Magnoliopsida, Arecales, Arecaceae. Gene Ontology annotation, molecular function: microtubule binding. The record is from RefSeq and is a predicted model, not a curated record.